CCAUCCGUGGUUGCGGAGGAGGUAGUUGGUGGUAGCUACUGCGCGCUGUGUGUAGUGUAUACACACCACUGGCAGACAGCAUAUUAGAAGCAGUGUACUGCGAGAAAAAUGGCUGACUGCGAGAAAGAGGAGGCUCACAAUCUCCAAAUGGAAUUCGAAUGGGUGCUACACGAAGAGGUCCAUUCGUCGCUGUCGCAGCUUCGUAAUAUUUUGAUGGAGUGUGCGCAGCGAUUUCCGUUAACGCUGUUUGGGAAUGAUCAGCAGAACAAAACUGACAGAUUUGUUUUUGCGGCACCUCAUGAUCAGGUCAAGUGUGUUGUAGUUCUCACUGGUGACAGUAUUACUAAUGCCGAGGUGAAUUUUAAAGUUCAGCGUCAACAGAACGUGAACAUGAGAACGAGCAUACAAAACGAUCAUCCCUGGAAACUGCAACAAAUUCAGGAUGCUGCCAAUCAUUUACAACAAGCAAUUGCUCAUAUCGACAAUGUCGACCGACAUUACUCCUUUAAGACUUCGGACGAAGUAAUGCACGUUUUGGGCAAUAUUUUAGGAUGCCUUCAGCGUAGCAGGACAAGUUUAAUUGUGCCGAGGAAAAAAAAUUUGGAUGAUCUCAUUAAAAGUCGCAACAUGAAAUCGCUAAAUCCAAAUUUACCCGAAAAUUUAGCCAUUAGUUUUUAUAUUCAGAGCUACAAGCUGGUACUUGCGGUUUAUCAAUUGGAAAAUGCCCAUGGGAGCGUUAAAUACGAAACUCAGCAGGCUGAGUGUAGCGUUCCUUGGCUCAACGAAGCACUGGUGCUACUCACUAUUGCGCUUCAACUCUGCCAAAGAUUAAAAGAUAAGAUAUGCGUGUUUUCUCAGUAUAAAGAUUUUACAGUAGGAUCCCGUAUUCCUUCGGUUUUGGCAUUACAAGAAAAAGACGUCCAAUAAAUGCUACGUAGUCGAUAAUUUUGCACUGUGACAAGCAAAAAAACAAAAAAAAUUAUUAAGUAAGGUGCACUUCGCCAACUACGUGCCUAGUUUCACCGUUUAUUUUAAUUUUUUUUUAUUAAUCAUGAAAAAAAAAAAAUGCAAUUUCAUGGAUGUACUACUGACCAAGUCCCAGAUGAAACUUUGAACAAAAUGUAUGUAAGUAGUUUGUGUAAAAUCUGUAUGAACUUGAGCAUGUGUGCAUUCACACAUUGUAUAUUCGUACCAGUGACUUAGUAUUGCUUCAGCGGAUUGGAGCCAGUACUAUACAAACCUAUGGGUACAUAAAUUCGCAAUUUUCGAUCUCCCAAAAGAGGUCAUUGUUAAAUUAUUAUAUUGUUACAGCCAUGUUAGGCAAGCGUUUAAUUACCAAGUAAUUUAUUAGAAAAGUGUUAAAUAAAAUGUUUAAAUAUGUGUAGAAGCGUCAAUUAUCUGAUUUUUAGUAAUAGUGUGUGGAAAAUACUUU
Molecule: messenger RNA, 1432 nt
Organism: Copidosoma floridanum
Lineage: Eukaryota; Metazoa; Arthropoda; Insecta; Hymenoptera; Encyrtidae
Gene: rogdi
Product: rogdi atypical leucine zipper
Cellular component (GO): RAVE complex
Source: RefSeq, a predicted model, not a curated record